Molecule: messenger RNA, 952 nt
Organism: Paramacrobiotus metropolitanus
Lineage: Eukaryota; Metazoa; Tardigrada; Eutardigrada; Parachela; Macrobiotidae
Product: saxiphilin-like
Exons: 4
Coding region: 133-765 (210 amino acids)
Biological process (GO): cell-matrix adhesion
Cellular component (GO): basement membrane
Source: RefSeq, a predicted model, not a curated record
ACCUGGAUGCCCAGUUUCCUUUCGAAGCUUUUUUAGCAUAAAAGCAACCACAACUCGGCUGAUUUCCUCGGGACGAUUUAUUUGGUCAAUUUACUAUACCUGUUCUUCAUAAAGAAUCCUUAAGCAACCACCAUGAACGGAGCUGUAGUGUUGAUCGCUUGUGCCCUUGUGGGACUGUGCGCCGCCGCGGAGGUGCCCCCUCGCCCGGUGGUGGGCCGCGACUGCCGCGCCCACCAACUGCAGGUGGACGAGUCGCACCUGCUGGGCGCCUGGAGACCGCACUGCGACGCGGACGGAUCCUACUCCGCCCUGCAGUCGCACGGCAGCACCGGCAUGUCCUUCUGCGUCGACAAGCUCGGCACCACCAUCUUCCCGCCCCGCCGCGGCCUCAAGGCCUGCGCGUGCCCCCGCGAACGCAACGACAAGCUGCAGAACAUGAUGAUCGGGUCGUUCAUCCCGCAGUGCGACCAGGACGGCACCUACGCCGCCCAACAGGUCUGGGGCAGCACCGGCAUGACCCGCUGCGUCCGUGAGGACGGCACCACCAUCCUGGAGGGCCGCCAGGUCCGCGCCUGCAAGUGCCCGCGCGCUGCGGACGCUGCUCCCCAAAUGCCCGGCGCCUUCCGCCCGCAGUGCGAGGCCGACGGGACCUUCCGUCCCCGCCAGAGCCACGGCAGCACCGGCUACUCGUGGUGCGUCAACCAGGAGGGCGUCGCCAUCACCGCCCAGGUCCCGCCCGCCCAGGCCGCCACCCUCAACUGCUAAACUAAACUGACUGGUCAUUCCACGCGCUUCUAGUCAACCAACAACUAACUCAUGUUCUAUCUCAUGCUUAUAUAUUCAACGCAGGCACAUGGGUGCAAUGCGGCACUGAACAACGAAAAGUUAAAUAAUUUGUGAAGAAAAACAUCCAUCACUAGAAAAAAAAGGUGAAAUAAAAUUCCGUGCUGAA